Messenger RNA from Humulus lupulus (European hop), 714 nucleotides. RefSeq names its product AT-hook motif nuclear-localized protein 10-like. The record is from RefSeq and is a predicted model, not a curated record. The transcript is spliced from 5 exons. Bases 1 to 714 code for a protein of 237 amino acids. Gene Ontology annotation, molecular function: minor groove of adenine-thymine-rich DNA binding. Lineage: Eukaryota; Viridiplantae; Streptophyta; Magnoliopsida; Rosales; Cannabaceae.
AUGGCUAGUGAUGAUGAGAAGAACUUGGCUAUGGCUAUGGCUAUGGCCAUGGAGAUAGAUGGACCAGGAAAAGACCAAGGCAAAGAAGAAGCAGUCUCCUUCAAUACCCAUAAAAGGCCUAGAGGAAGACCCAAGGGUUGUACAAAUAAAAACAAGCAGCAGCCUUUGUCUUUUGAUGAUUCUUUGUCAGUUUCCUCAUAUGGAAGUAAUUUCACUCCUCAUUUCAUAACUCUAACUGAGGGUGAGGAAGUUGUGAGCAGAAUGAGAGGUUUUGCUCUGAGUCAUCCACCAAAGUCAUUAUUGACUAUUCUUUCUGCCAAUGGCUCAGUAUCUAUGGUAGACAUUUGUGCUGACUAUGGCAACGGUAUGUUUGAGAUUCUAUCUCUGUCUUGGACAGUUGAGCUUGAUGAAGAUCAUAGUUCUGAAAACUUUGGUAUAGGAACAUCGUUGAAUGUUUUGUUGGCUGAUUCAGAAACUGGCAAGGUUUUUGGUGGAGUUGCACAGAUACUAGUAGCUGCUACACCUAUUAAGAUCAUUGUAGGGAGUUUCGAACAAGACAUUGGUACCUCAUUUUUGUCAAGAGGCCCAAGACCAAGACCAAGACCAGUACCAGACCAAAACACAGGUCCAUCGAUAGGAGAAAUAUUGGCAGAAUUAAUUGACAGUGAUAUACCGAUAGAAGAUUAUGAUAAGCUUCUUGGUAUAAACGAGUGA